Messenger RNA from Priapulus caudatus, 2080 nucleotides. Its product is annotated as RNA polymerase II-associated factor 1 homolog. Lineage: Eukaryota; Metazoa; Priapulida; Priapulimorpha; Priapulimorphida; Priapulidae. Gene Ontology annotation, molecular function: chromatin binding; RNA polymerase II complex binding. The transcript has 13 exons. Gene Ontology annotation, cellular component: Cdc73/Paf1 complex. The coding region runs from base 1 to 1512 and encodes 503 amino acids. Gene Ontology annotation, biological process: transcription elongation by RNA polymerase II. The record is from RefSeq and is a predicted model, not a curated record.
AUGAAGAAUAUCGUGACCCAGAAGAGGUCAGACCUCGUUGUGAGAGUCAAGUACUGCAAUACAUUGCCUGAUAUCCCAUUUGAUCCAAAGUUUAUCACAUAUCCAUUUGAGUCAAACAGGUUUGUUCAGUAUAAUCCAACAUCUCUGGAACGAAACUACAAGCAUGAUCUUCUCACUGAACAUGAUCUUGGAGUUAAUAUAGAUCUGAUUGAUCCAGACACGUACAAGGUUGACUAUAAUGAUGUGCUGGACCCAGCUGAUGAGAAGUUACUGGAGGAGGACGUUGCAACCCCGCAGGACUCGAAGCGCUCUCGCCAACACAGCAAGACUGUCUCCUGGAUGAGAAAGACAGAGUACAUUUCCACUGAGUACAACCGAUUCACGCCAAGUGCAGAGAAGGCAGAGGCUAAGAUUGGAUACAGUGUGCGAAAGAAGUUCAAGGAAGAUGAUAUGUAUAAGGACAGAGAGAGUCAACUGCAGGCAAUUGACAAGUCGUUCGAGCAAGCCAAUGAGCCAAUUGCUAAGCACUACAGCAAACCAGGUGUGACACCAGUUGAAGUCCUACCAUUGUUUCCUGAUUUUAAUGGCUGGAUACAUCCAUGUGCCCAGGUAAUCUUCGACAGAGAUCCAGCACCACAGGGUAUCUCUCAGCCUGCACAGCUGGAGGAAAUGUCACAAGCACUCAUCAGAGGUAUGAUGGACGAAGAAGGGAACCAGUUUGUCGCGUACUUCUUGCCAACAGAAGAGACGUUGAAGAAGAGAAAGCGAGACCAAGAAGAAAGUAUUGAGUACAAUGAUGAGGAAGUAUAUGAUUACACCAUAGCGAGGUCGUAUAACUGGACGGUGAAGAACAAGGCUUCAAGAGGCUAUGAAGAGAACUAUGUGAUCAUCUUCCACAAAGAUUCUGUCAGCUACAACGAACUAGAAACAAAGGUUUGUCUCAGCAAGCGGCGGAUGAAGGAUGGAAGUUUCCAUACGCAGAAGUCCAGACUGUUAGUCCGACACAGGCCCCUCACUGAGAUGGAACAUAAUGCACAGCAAGCACGGUUGAAAGCCCUUGAGCCACCUACUGAAGAAGAUGAAGAAGACAUUGCUGAAAUGGAAGAAGAGGAGAAGGUUGACCAGUCUGAUGAAGAUAAAGCAAGUGGAUCUGAUAAGGAAGGUAGCGACCACGAAAGUGUGGCAGGCAGCCAGAGGUCACGCAUCCGGUCAAGGUCACACAGUCAGUCAAGGUCACGCAGCGGAUCAAGGUCUCCGAGUCGGUCAAGAUCCCGAUCCCGGUCUGGAUCUAGAUCGCGGUCAAGAAGUCGUUCUGGAUCAGGGUCACCUAGUGGUAGCGAAGCAGGCAGUGGCGGGAAUGCAAGUGACCAACACAGCGGCAGUGAGAAAGCUGGUAGUGAUGCUGAGCACUCAGGAGGAAGCAGUGGGAGUGAGAGUGAAGAGGAACAGGUCAAAGCCAAUGCAGAGAAGGAAAUCUUUGGCAGUGUCAGUGGAAGCGAGGACAGUGAUUAGGCAUGCAGUACAUCAGUUGCGUAUAUACUGGCAUCACUGUAAAUGUCGACACCAUGCACACACGUCCAUGUUUCUGUUAAACUACUGAUUAGUGAUGAUAAUUAGUUACCUGGCAAUUAUUGCAUAUUGGAAGAAAAUUAAUACUAUCAUUGUGAAACUAGUGAUUCAUUGUAAAUACAUUCGUUUUGAAGAUAACUGGUUUUGUUCAUUUACACUGUUUCAGUUGUAGCUGGGCUAUAUUUGUAAACAGUUGAAGUCAUGAUAUCAGUCUCUAAAUAUUUCAUUAUUGUUAAUUAUUCCAAUGUACACACAAUGAACCACUAAACGUUACGUACAUAUGGAAGUUCAUCGUAAUGGUAAAUUACAGUUUAAUAUAAGACAUGAAAUUGUUUAUGGCACAACCUCUCCUUGGAGCCUUCUUUGACGCGGACGUAUAAUAUAGGGUAGGUAUAGGUAUAGGUAUAGGGUCUCAUUGUAUAGGGCAACAGACAAACAGACUAUUUUAACCAUAUAUUUGAUGGAGUUCCAGAAUGUAAUGCAAAUAAAAGACGAGUGCUGAAGCAAUCGA